Messenger RNA from Jaculus jaculus (lesser Egyptian jerboa), 753 nucleotides. RefSeq names its product gametocyte-specific factor 1-like. The transcript is spliced from 9 exons. The record is from RefSeq and is a predicted model, not a curated record. Lineage: Eukaryota; Metazoa; Chordata; Mammalia; Rodentia; Dipodidae. Bases 127 to 603 code for a protein of 158 amino acids.
CCGUUUCCUUGGCGGUGGCCGUGGCCGUGGCGGUGGCGGUGGCUGCGGGCGGAGUCGCCUGUGGUCCGAGCGCCUGCACUGAGAACCUGCUCUGGGUAUUUUGCUGUCAACAUUGAAUACACUUCCAUGGAAUCUCCAGACCCCGAAAGACUCUUACAAUGUCCUUAUGUUAAAAAUCACCACAUCAGGGCCUGCAGGUUUCCUUAUCACCUAAUCAAGUGCAAAAAGAAUCAUCCUGAUAUUGCAAGAAAUUUUGCUACAUGUCCAUUCAAUGCUCGUCACUUGGUACCAAGGACUGAACUCAGUCACCAUAUCUCAAUAUGUGAUGACAGGUGUAUAGAGCAGGAUUUGGUCAACCCAAUUAGGAAUCCUAGACAAGACACUGUGCCCAAGAACACAUGGCAGUACCCUCCUUGUGAUGAAGACUGGGAUCUAGAAUUGGCUGAAGAGAAUAACACCACCCCAUUUAUCUGGGGCACAACCAGGUUCUGUGAGAAUAAAUGUCCUGCAAACAAUGCAGCUAUGGAACCUAAAAGUAAUCUGGCUUCAGGCAAGCAAGUUCCAAAGACUCUGCCAUGGAAAAACAGUGGAUAUGGACAGUAACUGAACAUCUUUCACAAAUUCCAGAAUCUAGAAGAAUUGUCCUUACUCCUGCUUUCCAGGGAUUAUUACUUGUUUUAUUCCAAUUUUAUGAAAUAUAACAGUAAACUAUAUGAUUUCCAAGCAUAAGGGAACCUGCCUUUUUUGUCCUCU